Etheostoma spectabile (orangethroat darter) is the source of this 5205-nucleotide messenger RNA. It is a transcript of the gene hmbox1b, whose product is annotated as homeobox containing 1 b. Bases 392 to 1900 code for a protein of 502 amino acids. Lineage: Eukaryota; Metazoa; Chordata; Actinopteri; Perciformes; Percidae. Gene Ontology annotation, cellular component: nucleus. The record is from RefSeq and is a predicted model, not a curated record. Gene Ontology annotation, biological process: positive regulation of DNA-templated transcription. The transcript is spliced from 11 exons. Gene Ontology annotation, molecular function: double-stranded telomeric DNA binding.
ACGGCAGACGCCGCUGUGGUCACAUUACUAACUGCAUCGCCCUUUGAGACAACUGUAGAUCAGUAAGGCAUCAGCUCCCCCCUCGCUUAUGUUUCGGGGACUUGUAGUUUGUAGUGUAAAGAAAGCCGGCGCAAGGUAGGGGCCUUCGUGAGAGUAAAACUACAGUUCCCUCAGAGCUACUCGGAGGUGUUAGUUGUCAAUAUGGCUGUUGUCAGCCAGACAAAGCAGAGAGGCAAAUAAUUCGCCUCUGAUUAGAAAUCCUCGGUAAGGGGUCGGACGGGGCACUGGAAUCAUAUCGCGUUAUUGUUCGGCUCCAGUAAAAGACACAACGGGUCUUUGCUCAAGUUCUACAGUUAAAUGGUUAAGUGGACGAUUUGAACUGAGCAGCAGGAUGUCUGAGUUCAGCGAGGAGCCGCGCUUCACCAUCGAGCAGAUAGAUCUGCUGCAGCGGCUGCGUCGCACCGGCAUGAACAAGCAGGAGAUCCUGCACGCUCUCGACACUCUGGACCGGCUGGACCGGGAGCACGGCGACAAGUUUGGGCGCCGCACCUCUUCUUCCUCCUCCUCCUCGUCCUGCUACGGAGUGGGCGGGGCCAACAACACCUCUGCCUCCAACACUACUACAUCAUUCAACAAUAACAACACUGCCUCAGCAACCGCCACCUCUUCCGCGACGUGCAACGGCAACAGCGGUGAGAGCAACAGUGGAGGCGAUCACUCCGCCGCCGCCUCCUCCUCCACCACCUCCAAAAUCUCCACCGCCACGCAGACGCAGUUCGGCAACGCGGGGGGACUCUCGCCUUCGCCUAGCAACAGCUACGAUACCUCCCCGCCUCCGGGCCCACCUCCGCCUUCCGCCAUCUUGCCCUCGCCAGUCUCGCUGGUGGCUCUGACGCAGAACGGGCGGGAUAGCCUAGCCGCCACGCCCAACGGGAAGCUGUCCCCUCCCAGAUACCCAGUGAACAGCGCGGCGGCAGCGCGGGCGUUUGGGUUCGAAGCCACAGAGGAGGACCUGGACAUUGACGAUAAGGUGGAGGAGCUGUUGAGGAGGGACGGCAGCAUGGUGAAAGAGGAGAUCAAAGCCUUCCUGGGGAACAGGAGGAUCUCUCAGGCAGUGGUGGCACAAGUUACCGGCAUCAGCCAGAGCAGGAUCUCCCAUUGGCUGCUACAGCACGGCUCCGACCUGAGUGAGCAGAAGAAGAGGGCCUUCUACCGCUGGUACACGCUGGAGAAAACCACGCCAGGUGCCACUCUGAACAUGCGGCCAGCUCCGUUACCUCUGGAGGAAAUGGAGUGGAGGCAAACCCCACCCCCCAUCACCACUGCCCCCGGAACCUUCCGGCUGCGUCGAGGAAGUCGCUUCACCUGGAGAAAAGAGUGCCUGGCUGUGAUGGAGAGCUACUUCAACGACAACCAGUACCCAGAUGAGGCCAAACGGGAGGAGAUAGCAAACGCCUGCAAUGCUGUUAUUCAGAAGCCAGGGAAGAAGCUGUCUGAUCUGGAAAGGGUUACCUCGCUGAAAGUUUACAACUGGUUCGCCAACCGUCGCAAAGAGAUCAAGAGACGGGCCAACAUUGAAGCCACAAUCCUGGAGAGUCAUGGGAUAGACGUCCAGAGUCCAGGGGGACACUCCAACAGCGACGACAUCGAUGGGAACGACUUCUCAGAGCAGGCAUGUGACCUGCCCUAUUUUGAUAAGAGACCUCUCAGCCGACCCUUUGGCCUUUACCGGCUGGAGCCCACCUCGCCAACACAGGACGACGGCGCGGCGCACAGCGAGCACCAGGACCCCAUCUCUCUGGCUGUGGAGAUGGCUGCCGUCAACCACACCAUCUUGGCCCUGUCCCGGACCGGAGGGGUGCCCAGCGACAUCAAGACGGAGUCCCUGGAGGAUGAAUGAACUGCCCAGGAAAACUGGAUGGAGAGAAAUGACACAGUCGAGAGGGAGGAAAAGGAAGGAGGAGUGAAACGGGGAGCUUAAAAAAAUAAAAUAGAGACCAAAAUACUUUCUACUUAGUAAACCAGUGAAUCUGUCCCUCACCCUGCCCCCUUCCUUCUGUCUCGCUCUGUGCUUCCCCCCUACACUCCCCUCCUCCCACAAAAUCCAUGUAAACGGUAAUUCCCCCCACCCCGAAGAAAAGGGGGGCAAUCCAGGCCUUUAACCCCCAAAACGGUGGCCGUUGUCUGGGUCGUGUGUCUCCCACGAACUCCGAAUCUGAACACACUCUCUCUCCUCACAGGACACCUCUUCUCUUCCCUCUCCUCCUCCUUACCCCCCCUCUCCUUCCCUUUCCAGCCUGGUUUUCUGAGCCAAUCCUCAGUCUGUCUCACCUCAGCAACAACCUCAGAAAAAUAACGUGUACUGUAUAUAUAAUAUAUACAUAUAUAUAUAUAUGGUUCUCAGCCACACUCUACCUACCAAUGUACCCCUCAAAAAUUCACCCUCUUCAUUGUGCAAUUCAUCGGAAGAGCAGCCUCCAGCCGUUGUCUGGGGAAAGAUGGAUGAAAAGAUGGAGGGUGAGAGUUUCCUUUUUUCCCCUCUGUGGCACCGAGGCGGUCUGAAAGGACAAUAACUGUCACAUCACCGUCCUUUAUCUUCUCUAGUUAUCAUUCCUCAGUGGAGUGGCUUUUUGCUUUUUGCUUUCUGACAGCCGAUCUGCUGUUGGAUGAAAACCUCUAAAAAGUCAGCUAAGAAGAAGUAGCCUUAAUUUCAUACUGACGACUACACCUUUUUACUUUUUGCAGUACACAGCAGGGUUUUUUUCUUCCUUACAAGAAACAAGAAACGUUUUAGUAUAUGCAUCAAAAAUGUGAAUGAUUUGUGUUGAGGUUUAUGUCCAACAGCAGCAGUGGUUUGAGUUCAGUUUGAGCCCAUAUGGCGACUGGAUGUACAAUCAUUUUGCCUUGGGAUUUAGCUUCCCAGUGACACUAUUAUGUACCUGAGGCUAUGAGAAUCAAUUUAGGGUAAAUGUGAUAAUCAAGCAAAGUUAAGCUAAUCUGAUAAGGGGAAUUGUGCUUUGUUUUAAAUGUCAUCAAUGCCAAAGGAAUAGAUGCUCCGGAGCAACAAGCUAAGCUAACACUGAUCUAAAAAUGGUGUUCACCACGUUCAUCCAAAGCGAUUUCCAGGAACUCCCUUUGGCGUCCGUAGGUUGUUUCUCCUCUCAGUGAAGCGUCUCGAGCCAGCGGGCCGCUGUCCGUUGGGUUUGGCUCUACAGCAGGCCUGUGUCGGUAGAGAUAGGUAUUAGCAGCCAGACAUACAACGAUAAAAUACCCCCAAGCUAUUUACUACUUGUUCUGUGACGCUGCCUCUUUAUAUAAUAAUCCUCAAGAAUGUGCAUUCAGAAGAUUACUCUUUUUUUUUUUUUUUUAUAUCAGUGCUAUCGGUUUAGACCAAAUCCACACUGGAACUGGUUAAGAAUAUCCAAACUUCUGAGGCAAUGAUUUUGUAAUUAUUUCAUCUAUAUAGCCUCAAAGGUAAAAGCACCACUUUGAAGGGAAUCAAAGACAUUUAAAGUGGUGAUAUUGGAAAUAAUGUCCCACUUUCCUUUUAGCCCCAGGUGGAACUUCUCCAAAACCAUCUUUGACCGGAGAUCAUCAUGCUGUGUUCCAUUUUCAAGGUAUAGCUUCUCAUUCUCAAGUACUACUCUACAAAUUUAGCCUUGGAGUGAGACAGGUAAAGUAGUAGUGACACGAGAAGAUGAAUACCACCCUCGCAAUGUCUGCAUGCUUAAUAUAAAGCUAGAAUAAGGAGAGAGCCGAGCUUAGCUUAGCUUAGCUUAGCAUGAAGACCGGAUCCAGCUAGCCUGGCUCUGUCCAAAGGUAAAAUUAGCUUUCUACUCACACCUCUAUAGCCCACCUAUUAACCCUUUAUAUUUGCUCUUAUUGAAGCCAUACUAAAAAUGUCGUGGUUUUACCUGCUCAAACUAUUUUUUGGUCUGGUACUGAAAUACUUUUACAGGAGACGUAAGCUUUUGAGGUGCUAGUAGAACGAUAUUUUGACUUUUGGGCGGAAGCAGGCGAGCUGUUUUCUCUUGCUUCCAGUCUCUAUGCUAAACUAAGCUAGGCUAACGUCUCCUCCCUGUAUCUUGAUAUUUAGCGUACAGACGUGGUAUCAAUCUUCUCAUCUAGGUCCCAGCAAGGCCCCACAUAAGCUCACUCCUCCAAGGGUCUGACUACUGCUUUGAAGGAACCCCUGCCUUAGGGACGGUUUCGGAGAACUGGGAACUAUUCCACAAAGCAGGAACUCUCAUGUACAUCCUCAUGUUUUAAACAGUUAAAUAUGGACAUUAAUAAUGAGCCCCGGGCUCUAGUCUAGUAAAGCUCUAUUUAAAUCUUUAAUAAAUCGCUUCUGCGAUUACAGUGACUCCGUACUGGGAACUGUGUUUCAAAAAAGGGUUGAAAGAUAAAAACAAUAUGUAUUUAUACUCGUUUUUUUAUGGUAAUGUACAAAAAAAGACGUUUUUUGAAAUGAAACCUGCUUUUUAUUGUUAAAUUAAUCAUGCUUUUUAAUUUCUCCUGGCUUAUUUUAACAUUAUCCUUUUAACUGUUUUAAAUCUUUGUGUCAUCCCUUAUUUGACUGAACAACAGUCGCUCGUCCCCCCCCCCCCCCCCCGCCUGUGUCAAGCUACUUGUGAAAGAUGAAAACUGAGCACCUUAUAGAAUAAGAAGCUUAAAAUGUGACCUUCCCUCCCCGAGCUUUGCUUUGAUCGUCCAAUACAAUAUUAUUGCCCCCCCCCCCCCCCCCCCAUUUCAGAACAGCUUCUCUCUCACCAUAUCAUAUUUAACUGAAGCCACCACCAUGUGCUAUUCUCACUGCCACACCAAACUUCAAAGUGAAAUGUAGUCAUAAUGUUGACCCUCCUCUUGCAAACUGUGAACUCAUAAAACAUGGUUUAGAGAAAUAAUUACAUUUAUUAUGACGUUAUUUGUUACUAGGUGCCAGAGGUGUGUUCUUGAGACUUGCUGACUUGGACUCGAGUCACUGUUUUGAUGGCUUGCGACUUAAAAAUAAAUAACUUGAGACUCAACGAAAAAUAAAUGACUAGACUUGAGGCUUCCGUUGCCACACUAUUAAAGUUAUUAGAAACAAUUAUGCGAUUUGGUGAAAUGUGUUCCAUAUCUGGAACUGUAAACAAACUGAAAUGGCAGAGAUGGAACCAGGGGACUGAGUCACUGUAAGUUUGGCUACUGAAACCCAAACCUCUG